Messenger RNA from Fusarium odoratissimum NRRL 54006, 444 nucleotides. RefSeq lists its product as uncharacterized. The transcript is spliced from 2 exons. The record is from RefSeq and is a predicted model, not a curated record. The coding region runs from base 1 to 444 and encodes 147 amino acids. NCBI's taxonomy places the organism in Eukaryota, Fungi, Ascomycota, Sordariomycetes, Hypocreales, Nectriaceae.
AUGGAGCAUGACAAAGUCCGCGGCAAUGGAGUCUCUCCCAGACAGACACGACCGGCCGGGCCGAAUGCAGAGAUAGCAGAGAAACUCCAUGGAUUAGUCGAGACGAUGCUGGGUCAUCUCCAGGCCAAGGAAGCGACCAUCUACCGCGGCGCUGAUGCCUAUCGGAAGAAUGGCAUCAAUUGCGUGGACAAGAUCGAACGACGCUACAUACAAGAGAGGCAAGCGCUCAAUGAAACGUGGAAGAAGGAUAGUGAUAGGUUUCUCCGGGGGACGCGGGCAGCAAAGGCAGCGAUUGAUGAGCGCGGAAAGAUACGAGAGAAGGCGAUGCAGCAACUGAAUGAAACAGCAGCAAGGCGCCGCCACUUGUUUCAACAAGCGACGACAAGUUUACGAGCACUUCAUGGACGAUUGAUGAAGGGAAAACUUGCAGACUACGAAGAUUGA